AUGGUCGACAUUCAGCCCUAUAAUAUUAUAACUGUAUCAUUAUACUUAGCAACUGGACAGCACUUCUCCGCAUUGCAUUUUGAAUUUUUGGCUGGUGUGUCAACUAUAGCCAUGAUAGUCCGAGAAACUUGCAAAGUUUUAUGGACAAUUUUACAACCAACUGAAAUGGCAGAACCCACUACAAAUGAUUGGCUUAGUAUAACUAAAGGUUACUUUGAAAAGACGCAGUUCCCGAAUACUGUUGGUGCAGUAGAUGGAAAACAUAUACGGAUUGAGUGCCCAAAAAGUAGUGGCUCGUUAUACUAUAAUUAUAAACACUUUUUUUCACUGAUUCUUAUGGCUAUUUGUGACUCAAAUUAUUGCUUCCAAAUCAUCGAUGUAGGGUCAUUUGGUAAAGAAAGUGAUUGUAAUGUGUUUAAGACGUCAACGUUUGGUAAAAAACUUUAUGGCGAUAAAUUAAACUUUCCACCUGAACAAUGUCUACCGAACGAUGAACUUGGUUCACCACAACCAUUUGUUCUCGUGGCCGAUGAAGCUUUUGCUCUUCACAAGAACCUAUUACGUCCCUUCCCAGGUAGAACCUUAAACGACAAAAGGAGAAUUUUUAAUUACCGUUUAUCGAGGGCCAGGCAAUACAUCGAAUGUACCUUUGGCAUCAUGUCUAAAAAAUGGCGAGUUUUUCAAACAAAUAUUUUGGUUGAGCCAGAUGCUGCAGUUAUAAUAACAAAAGCUUGUUGUGUGCUACACAAUUUUGUACGUCGCCGUGAUGGCUUUAGUGUUGAAGAUACCAUGAGUAGUUCCUGCAUGGAGAGUGUUCAAAGAAGAGGAGUAGGAAACAUUCAAAAAAAUGCCAAAGACGUCAGGGAGUAUUUUGUAGAGUACGUCAAUAACCCGAACCAUGCACUUGACUGGCAAAAUACAAUAAUUGGCAAAUAA
This is a messenger RNA of Macrosiphum euphorbiae (potato aphid), 936 nucleotides long. The record is from the annotation of a GenBank genome assembly. Lineage: Eukaryota; Metazoa; Arthropoda; Insecta; Hemiptera; Aphididae.